AUGCUUUGGAUCUUACAAUUUCCACCUGAAAUUAUUCAGCUUAUAUUUGAUGGUAUCCCUCUCCCAUAUUUACGUGAGUACCUCAACGUUGAUCAAAUUGGACAGUAUGCAUUCAAUUCAUAUUACGCCAGUAUCCUGAUUUGCGACUUCCGCGACGUGUCUGAUGGAUGGACCGCAUUAACCACUCAUGAAGAUCUCCUUGGGGAAGAAGACGUGUUUUCAAGAACAUAUAACUCCAAUCAUGUGUAUGGUAGUUUAAAAUUUCCCACUACUGAAGAUUUGUAUUCCCCACGGAAGCAAUGGAGAGCUCCUGUAGUAUAUUUCAUGAACUUGGCAGAGUUUCUCGAUUUCAGUAAAGCCGACCCUAGGUUUUUUCCAAGAUGGCUAGAGUUUGAAAGACCAAGAGAUUUCACAAUGUUUCAAGCAUUUCAUCCUGACAUGAUUUCCAAAAUAGAAAGGAUCCAUAUACACGCUGACCUUAGGAUCGAUUGUGCCUCAGAGAUAAAGGAUGACAUAGCAUGCCAGUGUCGAUUGUUACAAAACUUUCCAAGAUCCUUGAAUUACCUUGAGCUAGACGAGUGCCUGGUAAGUCUGUAUGAAUAUGUUUUUGCUGGAUUUUCAAUUACACAUCUUAAACUCAAUGAUGUUCGGAUCGGACCCGAUGAUAUGGAAUUUCUCCCUACUAGCGUAAAGUAUUUGACGUUGACAAAUUCAUUGAUUCUAGAUGAAGAAGAGGACAGUUUAGUUUUAAAAUCCCCUCCUAAUUUGAUCCAAUUGGUAAUCGCCAACUUUAGAGAAGACACAAUUGUUUGCGAAGUUGAUUUGCUGGCUUUAACUAAACUUCGAUAUGUCCAAAU
Molecule: messenger RNA, 857 nt
Organism: Hemisphaericaspora subhashii
Lineage: Eukaryota; Fungi; Ascomycota; Pichiomycetes; Serinales; Debaryomycetaceae
Exons: 2
Source: RefSeq, a predicted model, not a curated record